Cyprinus carpio (common carp) is the source of this 1214-nucleotide messenger RNA. Its product is annotated as gap junction epsilon-1 protein-like. NCBI's taxonomy places the organism in Eukaryota, Metazoa, Chordata, Actinopteri, Cypriniformes, Cyprinidae. Gene Ontology annotation, biological process: cell communication. Gene Ontology annotation, cellular component: connexin complex. The record is from RefSeq and is a predicted model, not a curated record.
UUCUGCUGAUGUAGUUGAAUGGGGAUUAUGUGUUGACCACAUGUCCAGUCCCUUUGUUUUUCCCUUUUUGUUGUCUUUUUGUACCUCGUGGGUAAAUGGAGGAAGGUAGAGCAGAUGAAAGGGAAAUAUGCAGCACAGGUCAACAGGAGCGGCAGCGUUUGAGCUGGAGCUCAGCAAAAGGCAUCAGGUCUGAAAUGAGGGCAAAGCAUUACAGAGUAAUUCAACUUAAAGAAAAAAAAUCAUUAUCAUGUCCUUAAACUACAUCAAGAACUUCUAUGAGGGAUGUCUCCGGCCUCCAACUGUGAUUGGUCAGUUCCACACCCUGUUUUUCGGCUCUGUGCGCAUGUUCUUUCUGGGCGUUCUGGGAUUUGCGGUUUACGGGAAUGAGGCCCUUCAUUUCAGCUGUGACCCCGACAGGAGGGAGCUCAACCUCUUCUGUUACAAUCAGUUCAGACCUGUAACACCGCAGGUGUUUUGGGCCCUGCAGCUAGUGACUGUUCUUGUUCCAGGGGCCGUAUUCCAUCUGUAUGCGGCAUAUAAAAACAUAGACCAAGAGGAUAUUCUGGAACGACCAACAUACACAGUGUUCUACAUCAUUUCUGUACUGUUACGGAUCGUCCUGGAGGUGGCAGCAUUCUGGCUCCAGAGUCGUCUCUUUGGAUUCCUGGUUCAUUCGCUGUACUUCUGUGAUGCCAGUUCACUGGACAAGACAUUCAACUUCACCAAGUGUAUGGUACCUGGGCACUUUGAAAAGACCAUUUUCCUCAGUGCUAUGUAUAUUUUCACUAUUAUCACCAUGAUUUUGUGUAUGGCUGAGAUUUUUGAAAUCCUCUGCAGAAGGCUGGGCUAUUUAACACAUCAAUGACCAGCUUAAAAAUAGCACACAAAAGAAUGCAAAUGUAUAAUAGACUGUUUUCAUAGAAUCAAACUGCAUACCUUCCAUCCAUGUUUUGACAUUAUUUUCUACCUCACUGUGAAACACUGUAAGAGGCAGAAAUAAGUGCUUGUAAAUAUUUUGCACAAUAAUAAUCUACAGUUCAUUUGACUUAUUCUCUAAAAUAAUCAAUGACUUGUUUUGUAAUGAAAUGUCACCGUCUUGUGUAUUAUUGUAGAUGUAUAUUUCAUUAUAAAUAUUAAACUUUUUGCCAAAAUUGUUAUGCUUAUUAUAGAAUUAGCGAUUUAGAAAAAUACAAAAUAAUGCAAAAAGAAGCAAA